Molecule: messenger RNA, 2562 nt
Organism: Arabis nemorensis
Lineage: Eukaryota; Viridiplantae; Streptophyta; Magnoliopsida; Brassicales; Brassicaceae
Source: the annotation of a GenBank genome assembly
AUGGUGACUGAAGAUAGCGACUCCUCUGGGAAAAUCGGAAAUUCUAAUGUAGAUGAUGAUGGUGCCGAUAGUCUCGAGGGUUUGGAUGAAAAGUUGAGUCAGCUUAAAAGGAAAAUUCAAGGAGAGAGAGCUAGGUUUGUUAAAGAAAAAUUUGAGACUAACAGAAAGAAAGUGGAUGUUCAUGUUUCUCCUCUUUUAUCUGCUGCAUCAAGCCGGAUUACCGCAGGGGAUAUCGGAAAUAGCAAUAUGUUUUCAUCGAGAAUGGAAAAACCACUCUGCAAGUUAAAUGGUUUUACUCAUGGGGUUGGAGAUAGAGACUAUGUUCCUACUAAGGAUGUUAUAUCAGCAAGUGUCAAACUUCCAAGUGCCGAGAGAAUACCGCCUUACACUACCUGGAUAUUUUUGGACAGAAAUCAAAGAAUGGCUGAAGAUCAGUCUGUGGUUGGUAGGAGACAAAUCUACUAUGAUCAACAUGGUGGGGAGACACUAAUAUGCAGCGAUAGCGAGGAAGAUCCAGAACCUGAGGAAGAAAAACGUGAAUAUUCCGAGGGUGAAGACUGCGUCAUAUGGUUGAUUGGGCAGGAGUAUGGCUUGGCUGAGGAAGUGCAGGAUGCUCUCUGCCAGUUCCUCAGCUUAGAUGCUUCAGAUAUUCUGGAAAGAUACAAUGAACUCAAGUUGAAGAAUGAACAGAAUGUUGAGAACUUCUCUGAUUCCGGAUUCAAACUGGGAAUAUCUCUGGGAAAGAGCCUUAGUUCUGCUCUAGAUUCUUUUGAUAAUCUUUUUUGCCGUCGUUGCUUGGUAUUUGACUGUCGUCUGCAUGGAUGUUCUCAGCCUUUGAUUAGUGCUACUGAAAAACAGCCUUACUGGUCUGAUUAUGAAGGUGAUAGGAACCCCUGCAGCAAACAUUGUUUCCUCCAGCUUAAUGCGGUCAGAGAAGUACCAGGAGCAGGCAGUAAUUUUGCUUCUAAUGCAGAAGAGAAAGCUUCAGAAGAGGAAUGCAGCAAGGUUGUCUCCUCUGAUGACCCUCAUGAUUCUGCUGCUGGUGUCAAUCUGCAAGUUGAAAAGACUAGUAUUGGUUCCAAGAAUUUAGAUUCAUCCUCUGGUGUAGAACAAGACCAUGAAAGUAGGGGAAAGCGUGAGGUUUGGAAUCUUGAAGACUCCAAUGAUAUGCCUAAUUUAUCAAACAAAAAACAGAAGACUGCAGCAUCAGAUACAAAAAUGUCAUUUGUUAAUCCUAUCUCUAGCUUAGAUCAGGCAUUGGAUAGCACAAAGGGUGAUCAAGGGGGAACACCUGAUACAAAUGAAGUAAAUACAGACUCGGGAGCUGAUUUAAAAGAAGUAGCUGAGCCUAUUCCAGACAAUUCGAUCCAUGAUGGUGGUUCCUCAGUUUGUCAGCCAGAUCAUGGUAGUGGAGACGGAACAAUAAUUAUUGGAGAAAUGUCUGAGACAAGUCAACCAUCUACAGAGUGGAAGCCUAUUGAGAUGGAUCUUUACUUGAAGGGAGUUGAAAUCUUUGGGAGAAACAGCUGUCUUAUUGCAAGAAACCUGCUUUCUGGCUUGAAGACAUGCCUAGAUGUGUCAAGAUACAUGCGUGAAAACGAAGUUUCAGUUAUUCGAAGAUCUAGCACCCCAAAUUUGCUGUUAGAUGAUGGAAGGACUGACCCAGGGAAUGAGGAUGAUGAGGUGCCUCCAAGGACAAGAUUGUUCCGUAGAAAAGGUAAAACUCGGAAGUUGAAAUACUCAACAAAGUCUGCUGGUCAUCCAUCUGUCUGGAAAAGAAUAGCCGGUGGCAAAAACCAGUCCUGUAAGCAAUACACACCAUGUGGAUGCCUGUCAAUGUGCGGAAAGGAAUGCCCUUGUCUAACUAAUGAGACUUGCUGCGAGAAAUAUUGCGGGUGCUCAAAAAGUUGCAAAAAUCGUUUCCGAGGAUGUCAUUGUGCAAAGAGCCAAUGCAGAAGCAGGCAGUGUCCCUGUUUUGCUGCAGGCCGGGAAUGCGAUCCAGAUGUUUGCAGAAAUUGCUGGGUUAGUUGUGGAGAUGGUUCUCUUGGCCAAGCACCAAGACGUGGAGAAGGCCAAUGUGGAAACAUGAGACUUCUCCUGAGGCAACAACAGAGGAUCCUCUUGGGGAAGUCUGAUAUUGCUGGAUGGGGAGCUUUUCUAAAGAACUCGGUCAGCAAAAAUGAGUAUCUCGGAGAAUACACUGGCGAAUUGAUCUCACACCGUGAAGCUGAUAAGCGUGGGAAGAUAUACGACAGGGCAAACUCUUCUUUCCUCUUUGACUUGAAUGAUCAGUACGUCCUCGAUGCUCAACGUAAAGGAGACAAACUGAAAUUUGCCAAUCACUCCGCAAAACCCAAUUGCUACGCUAAGGUGAUGUUUGUGGCAGGAGAUCACAGGGUGGGGAUAUUUGCAAACGAACGAAUCGAAGCGAGUGAGGAGCUUUUCUAUGACUACAGAUAUGGACCAGACCAAGCACCGGCAUGGGCUCGUAAACCUGAAGGCUCUAAGAAAGAUGAUUCAGCCAUUACUCAUCGUAGAGCCAGAAAGCACCAAUCUCAUUGA